Lineus longissimus is the source of this 691-nucleotide messenger RNA. Its product is annotated as NADH dehydrogenase [ubiquinone] 1 alpha subcomplex subunit 5-like. The transcript has 5 exons. Gene Ontology annotation, biological process: respiratory electron transport chain. Lineage: Eukaryota; Metazoa; Nemertea; Pilidiophora; Heteronemertea; Lineidae. The record is from RefSeq and is a predicted model, not a curated record. Bases 24 to 380 code for a protein of 118 amino acids.
UGCAGACGACCUUCCAAAACAAAAUGGCCGCUCGUGGAUUGUUGAAAAAGACUACUGGCCUUACUGGCCUUGAAGUUGCCAAACACCCACAUAAGACCUUGAAAGUCUUGUACGAUAAAACUCUACGAACAUUGGAGAAGAUGCCAGACAAUGCAGCGUACAGAAAACACACACAGAAAAUAGUUCAAAGCAGAUUGAGUGUGGUCAAUUCGCAAAAUGACAUGAAACAGGUGGAGGAUCAGAUAAACUGUGGACAAGCAGAGGAGCUUAUAUUGCAGGCUGAGCGAGAGCUUAUCUUGGCUAGGAAGAUGCUGCGUUGGAAAGCCUGGGAACCACUCGUAGCACAACCAAACGAAAAUCAAUGGAAAUGGCCCGUUUAAUUGAGUUUUCUGUAAGCUAGGACAAUUAAUUUCAUUUUGUGAAUAGGCUUGAAAUAGUAGAGAAGGUCUUCAGACUGUGACUUGAUUGCAAAAUGUGAACCUUCCAUUGGUUCAUCCUUUAACAUUGUGUCAACUCCUCAUGUUAUCACAUUCUCAAGCAAUGUUGUAUUGGUGAAGCUCUUAGAAAAUGACAGCGUUGCUUUCACCCUUACAUUUUUUGUCCGUCUGUAUGAAAUUCUCUGAGGUCUUUAAUCAAUGGCAGUUUGUGUUAAUAGGUGGACUUGUGAAUAAAAUGUACAAAGGUGUUAAAA